Messenger RNA from Protopolystoma xenopodis, 546 nucleotides. The record is from the annotation of a GenBank genome assembly. NCBI's taxonomy places the organism in Eukaryota, Metazoa, Platyhelminthes, Monogenea, Polystomatidea, Polystomatidae.
AUGAUACCUUGCUCUGAUGAUGUUCGUCAUGUGACGGACGAAAGCUUAGCACAUUUUCACCAAAAUCGAAGAAGAAUGCCUCGGAAACAGCGUCAGCAUGAAUCUUCCAGUAACGCCAAUCGACGGCUGGUCAAGAAGAAUCCGCCGUCGUCGUCUGGGGGAACCGACCUUCGAAUCUCUUCGCCCAACACUUCCACUCGAAAUGGAGCCCUUUUCUUUCAGUCCUCGAUAUUGUCUCGCACGGUACCACUGGCCAAGCUGACUUGGAGUCCGGCCAGGACAGGUGUGAGAGAGCCUCGGCUCGGAUCAUCCCCGCUUGGCGGUAGGGAAGCUGGGGGAAAGCGCAUAAUGAUUAUUCUCACUCCCCAUGCUCAGAUCAACUCGGCAAUCUGGCCAAAACGCGUUGCUAUCUGGUCUGCGAUUCAGUUGGCGUUGAUUGCAAAUGCAUGUUGCGCUGUUGCCAAGCCAUACUCGGAGAAACAUCGCAAGUUUGUCGUCCAGUCCACUAACGGACAGCUGAAUCUGGCUUUAUUUCGGCGACUUUAG